This is a messenger RNA of Panonychus citri (citrus red mite), 2295 nucleotides long. Its product is annotated as dopamine beta-hydroxylase-like. Gene Ontology annotation, cellular component: secretory granule membrane. The transcript is spliced from 4 exons. Gene Ontology annotation, molecular function: copper ion binding; dopamine beta-monooxygenase activity. Gene Ontology annotation, biological process: dopamine catabolic process; octopamine biosynthetic process; norepinephrine biosynthetic process. NCBI's taxonomy places the organism in Eukaryota, Metazoa, Arthropoda, Arachnida, Trombidiformes, Tetranychidae. The record is from RefSeq and is a predicted model, not a curated record. The coding region runs from base 122 to 2041 and encodes 639 amino acids.
UGUCUAUGGAGAAAGGGAGAGAGAAAGUUAAUUGUUGACAAUUUUAACUUUUUUUCAAUUGUUUUCACUUUUGUGUUCGGGAUUCUGUAACAAUUAAAUCAAAUUGGAGCUGUUCAUUAUUAUGAAUUUAAUUGUUUUCUCACUUUUCAUUAUUCUCUAUAUUCAUCUUCAAUCAUCUAAUUGUAACGAUAAUCAUGAUAAUAGUAAUCGGGAACAUGUUCAUCUUCAUCAUUCAAAUGUAACUCUCGAUUCCUCAUCUUCAUUCAAAUCUUCAAUUCCUUUAUCAUCUUCAUUAUCGACUGGAAAGUUAUCAUCAUCAUCGUCAUCAGAUUCCUUGACCAAUAUAACUUAUUUUCAAAGUCCAUUAGAUGAUCGGGAUAAUUAUCACCUUUUCUGGUCAAUUGAUUACGAGGCGAAAAUCGUUGAUUUUGAAGUGAGAAUUAAAUUAAGACGAAAGUUAAAUUGGUUUGCAAUUGGAUUGUCCGAUCAUGGGGAACCAAUUAAAUCUGAUCUGUGUAUCUUUUGGACUGAUCCUUCAGGUAAACACCAUUUCCAGGACACUUGGACCGAUGAUAAAGGUUACGUUAAUUUGGAUAAUCAAAAUGAUUGCCAGUUAAUUAAUCUUCAAUCAAAUGGUAAAACGAUUCGUUUCUUGUUCCGUCGGGACUUUGAUACUUGCGAUGAUAAUGAUCGACCAAUUGAAGAUGGUACUAAUAAUAUCGUUUACGCUGAAGGAUUAGGACCAAUUAAUCAUGUCUAUGGAUUAAAUAUCUAUAAGGUUAAACAUGGAUUCCAGAGAGUUCAACUGUUGAAAACAUUGGGGUCAGUUCCAAGUUUACCCUCGGAUACCAAGAUUCUUGAUGUGGUCACUAUCAAUACCCAAAUACCAUCAGAGGAAACAACCUAUUGGUGUAAAUUGGUCAAAUUUCCGGAUGAAAUUAAACGUAAACACCAUAUAAUUAAGUAUGAGGCCAACGUACAAUCGGGUAAUGAGGCUUUAGUUCAUCACAUGGAAAUAUUUCAUUGUCAAGUUGACCCUCAAUUAGAAUUGCCCUCAUGGAAUGGACAUUGUCAUGAUCCGGAUAAACCACCGAUUCUGGAAGCAUGUAAACAAGUGCUCUCGGCUUGGGCUAUCGGAGCGGGGCCAUUUUCUUAUCCACAAGAGGCUGGAUUACCUUUCGGUGGAGACAAUUUCUCACUUUAUGCCAUGUUGGAAGUUCAUUAUAAUAAUCCGUCGAAAUUGUCAACAAUUAAAGAUAAUUCUGGUAUUCGUCUCUAUUAUACACCAACCUUGAGAACUCAUGAUGUUGGUGUUCUUGAGGUUGGAUUAACUUAUACGGAUAGAAAUUCAAUUCCUCCCGGUUUAGAGGGUUUCACCUUAUCGGGAUUCUGUGUAGCUGAAUGUACCAGAAUCGGUUUACCUUCAACCGGUAUAACAAUUUUCGCAUCUCAGUUGCAUACCCACCUAACUGGUCGUAAAGUUUGGACCUCACAUUUUAGAGGUGGCAUUGAAUUAGCUGAAUUAAAUAGAGAUAAUCAUUAUUCUGCCCAUUUUCAAGAGAUUCGUGCACUUAAACAUCGUAUCCAAUUGUUACCCGGUGAUGUGCUCAUUAACAAUUGUCUUUAUGAUACAUCGAAACGGGAGAAAAUAACACUCGGUGGUUAUGGUAUUUCAGAUGAGAUGUGUGUCAAUUAUAUGCACUAUUAUCCUCGAUCGUCGUUGGAAGUUUGUAAAUCGUCGGUUGAUCUUUCCGUGUUGAAUAGUUACUUUGAUUACUUGAAAAUAAACGAAGGUCAAAAUACUUCCUCAGGUCAAUCAGUUGCCGACAAUUAUCAUUCUAUUCAAUGGACACCCUAUCGUUCUCGAUUUUUAGCCAAAUUAUAUUCGCUUAGUCCACUUUCUAUGGAGUGUCGUCGCUCGGAUGGUCUUUUAUUUCCAGGUGAUUGGGAUGGAACUCCUUUGCCCGAAAUUAGAAUCCGAUUGAAACCAGAAAAUCCAUGUUCCCACCAUGAAGAAUCACUAUUUUCCAAUGAUAAUUAAAAAAGUUUUUUCUUUUUCCUAUUAAUUAGAAAGAGAAAAUAAUAUUAAUCAAUAAUCAUAAAAAAAAGAAAAUAAAUUAUCAACAAUUUAGAUGUUUAAAAAGCAAUAAUUAUUGAUAGAAAAUGAAAACAAUUUAAAUUGUUACUGUUGAAUAAUUUGCACUUGACGGAAACACUGAAUUUGUGAUUAACAAUUUAAAUGUAAUAAUGAUACACCAAUAAAAUGAGUUAAUAGUAAUAAUGAAAAUGUUAUUU